Molecule: messenger RNA, 1602 nt
Organism: Fusarium coffeatum
Lineage: Eukaryota; Fungi; Ascomycota; Sordariomycetes; Hypocreales; Nectriaceae
Exons: 3
Coding region: 1-1602 (533 amino acids)
Molecular function (GO): iron ion binding; heme binding; oxidoreductase activity, acting on paired donors, with incorporation or reduction of molecular oxygen
Source: RefSeq, a predicted model, not a curated record
AUGGGUGUUGUGGAAGCUCUUAUAGAGCAAGUCUCUGUAAAGGCUGCACUCACCAUCCUCUUCGUCGCAUACUGGGUCUACUACAUUAUUUGCCGUAUCGAUGAGCACCGAAGAAUCAGACGUCUUGGUCACUAUGGGCCAUGCGUAAAAUCAUAUGCUCCCUGGGGUCUCGACAUCGUUGCCAAGUUCGUUGCGUCAACCAUGAAGCACCAAAAUCUGACAGGCUGGCGCGAUGGUAUGUUUGGUGCGAUGAAUUCCUGGACGGUCGAAGCCCGGCUCUUAGGUGUUCGACACAUCUUCACCGCCGACCCAGCCAACCUCAAAGCUAUCUUGGCAACGCAAUUUGGUGACUACGGCAAAGGGAUGCCGUUCCAUGCGGAAUGGAAGGACUUCCUCGGCGACAGUAUCUUCACUACCGAUGGUGCUUCGUGGCAUGCGAGUCGCCAACUUAUUAGGCCUCAGUUCACUCGAGAUCGAGUGAGUGACUUGCAUUGCUUCGAGGCCCACAUGCAGACGCUGUUCAAGGCUAUUGCGAAUAGAGGACCCCUUCAUGGGGAAGACCAGGCUAUUCCUACAGAGAAGUUGGAUGGUAAGGUUCUUGACAUCAGUGAUCUGUUCUUCCGCUAUACUCUCGAUGUGGCCACCGAGUUCCUCCUAGGAUGGGAUGUCAAGUCUUUGACUACACCAAAGCAAGAGUUUGCAGAAGCUUUCAAUGACGUCCAGCGGAUCCAGAACAUCAUCGCACGCACUGGAAAGCUCCGCCAUAUCAUGCCCAAGUACAAGUUCUGGCGCGGCCUCCGUACCGUAAACCACUUCAUCAACUUCUACAUCGAGCGCGCAUUGCGUCUGAGUCCUGAAGAGCUGAAUUCCAAGGCGAAAGAUGACCACGGCUACACUUUCCUCCACGCCCUCGCAGGUUUCACACGCGAUCGUAAGGUGCUCCGCGAUCAGAUCAUUGCCGUCCUCCUGGCGGGAAGGGAUACUACUGCUGCGACUCUCUCUUGGACCCUGUAUGAGCUUGGAAGGCACCCCAAAGCUGUCCAGAGGUUACGUGCUGAAAUCAUCUCCACGCUUGGCACUGAGCGGACGCCUACGUACGAAGAUCUCAAGAGUAUGAGUUAUCUCAAAGCUGUUCUCAACGAGACCCUUCGACUGUAUCCAGCUGUGCCAUUCAACGUCCGUCUAGCUCUCAAGGACACAACGCUCCCCCGAGGCGGUGGCCCAGAUGGCUCCGAGCCACUCCCAGUUCUCAAGGACUCGCCCGUUGCAUACUCAACUCUUGUGAUGCAGCGUCGAUCAGAUUUGUAUCCUCCUGUCAGCGACAUAUUCGCCGAUCCUCAAGUCUUUAGCCCAGAAAGAUGGGCACACUGGCACCCCAAGCCACAUGACUACAUCCCCUUCAACGCUGGGCCCAGAAUUUGUAUCGGUCAGCAGUUUGCAUUGACCGAAAUGAGUUACGUUCUCUGCCGCCUAUUCCAGAAGUACGAACAUGUGGAGAGUCAGAUGAAGGAUAUUGACGGUGGAGAGCCUCUCCUCAAGGCAGAUAUUGUUCUCUCGCCAGGCCAGGGAGUCAAAGUUGCCUUUUGGGAGGCUGAGAAGUAA